AUGUCGACAAUCAUACGCGACUUGUUUGGAGGUGCAAUCAAGGCUGUUUUGCCCAGCAACCUCGUCGACGCAUCUGACUUUCGCCAAAUUCCCGACAACCAAGAGGUGUUUCUCUAUCCUGACUCGAACGUCAGUAUCAUUGUUGAAGUACUUCAACGGGUAGAUGCUCAAGACGACGACUCUGCGAUCAGAUUUCAUUUUGACUCGCUCGCCCACGACAACUCGGCUGAGACUGCGUUGGUCGAGGCCGUUGCUACGCUUACAAAUACGAGAGGGGACAAGACUCCAUCAGCCAUUACGCUGGUUGGUAUCCAGACCGUGGCGAAAUUCAACAAAAGCGCGGGUGAUCGAAUUCGGAUUCUCAUGGCGCUUUACAGAAUACCAGACAAACUCGUGGACCUUGUUGUCACAUUCAACAUUCCCAUCCAAGCGCUGGAUAGUGUCGAUGUGACCGAGGAGGGGUGGAAGACCACCCAGAGCCACUUUGACGGUUUGGUUCGAUCUUUGUCUAUCGUGGACUUUGGCCUCUUCGUGUAG
Molecule: messenger RNA, 537 nt
Organism: Mycena indigotica
Lineage: Eukaryota; Fungi; Basidiomycota; Agaricomycetes; Agaricales; Mycenaceae
Exons: 3
Coding region: 1-537 (178 amino acids)
Biological process (GO): protein import into nucleus
Cellular component (GO): nucleus
Molecular function (GO): small GTPase binding; guanyl-nucleotide exchange factor activity
Source: RefSeq, a predicted model, not a curated record